Messenger RNA from Oreochromis niloticus (Nile tilapia), 1446 nucleotides. Its product is annotated as dehydrogenase/reductase SDR family member 11. The coding region runs from base 161 to 925 and encodes 254 amino acids. The record is from RefSeq and is a predicted model, not a curated record. NCBI's taxonomy places the organism in Eukaryota, Metazoa, Chordata, Actinopteri, Cichliformes, Cichlidae. The transcript has 7 exons.
UUUAAAGCAGCACACAGAUCGGAUGUUCAUGGUCGUGUGUAUAUAGUACAUCGACUUUUCACUGAUGCAUUACAGCUGAAGCUCCGGUCACUCUGCAGCAGACUCUUCAUACUUGUUGUGCUUUUCGUGCGUGUAGCAGGUUACCGGUGUUCGUGCUGUGAUGGAGCGCUGGCGAGGCAGAGUGGCUCUGGUGACCGGAGCCUCGGCCGGAAUCGGAGCGGCUGUGGCAGUAGAGCUGGUCCGGCUCGGUAUGAAAGUGGUGGGCUGCGCCAGGGACGUCGGAAAAAUACAGAAACUGGCAGCAGAGUGUCAGAGCGCCGGUCAUCCUGGUGUUUUGGUGCCUUUCAAGUGUGACUUAACCAAAGAGGAGGAGAUUUUGUCCAUGUUCGCAGCGAUCAAAGAGCAGCACAAAGGUGUGGACGUGUGCAUCAACAAUGCUGGCUUGGCUCACCCAGACCUGCUGCUAAGUGGCAAAACCAGCAGCUGGAAGAACAUGAUGGAUGUGAACGUUCUUGCACUGAGCAUCUGCACGCGUGAAGCUUAUCAGUCAAUGAAAGAGAGAAACGUGGAUGAUGGCCACAUCAUAAACAUCAACAGCGUGUGUGGGCAUCGUGUAGUUCCCAAUCCUGAUCUACAUUUCUACACCGCCACAAAGUAUGCUGUAACCGCCCUGACGGAGGGCCUGAGGCAGGAGCUGCGUGCAGAAAACAGCCACAUCCGAGCCACAAGCAUUUCUCCUGGUUUAGUGGAGACUGAAUUUGCAUCACGGUUCUACAAAGAAAAUCCAGAUAAAGCAGCUGGUGCAUACUCUGCAUAUAAGCCUCUGGAAGCAAUAGAUGUUGCCAAUGCUGUUACCUACGUGCUCAGAGCUCCUCCUCAUGUUCAGAUUGGAGAUGUUCUGAUGCAAGGCACAGAGCAAGCUUAGGGUUGACCAACAUGAUCCCCCUGAAUUAACCUACUUUACUUUACUUUACUUUACUACAUUUAUGUAAAUCAUGAUUUGUGAUCUGGUCAUGAAACUUUUUUGUUUAUGAUGUUUGUCCUGAAAAUUUUCACUGAUGUGUAAAAUAAAAUGAUUGGGGUGGGGUUGAGUGUUUAUAUUCUACUGAAGGAAACCUGAUUUAAAGAAGCGUGUAUGGUAAAAAAAUAAAAUAAAAUACAAUUGUCAGUGUAAAAUUAUUUUAAAAAUAUAUUUCACUCUGCCAACAAUAGUAAAAAAUAUAAAGUUAAUAUAUAAUACCUGACUAAUAUAUGGGAAAGUAAAGUCCUGAGAGACUCAGUGAAGCUUUUCACAAAAUAAUUAAAUAAAAUCAUAAUAAUAAAAGUAACAUAUUUUGAAUGUUGUUGUUAGAGAUUUAGUAACUUGCUAAAUGACCCAUGCACUGAUGAUUUGUGUCAUAAUACAUUUAUAAUGCAAUAAAGCCCCUCCCGGGCAACUUGAGUUAA